This is a messenger RNA of Durusdinium trenchii, 1716 nucleotides long. The record is from the annotation of a GenBank genome assembly. Lineage: Eukaryota; Dinophyceae; Suessiales; Symbiodiniaceae.
AUGAUUGCCGAUGCUGGAGAUGAGGGGUCACAGCUUUGCCGAUCUUUUGACAGAGAGCUGCCAGCAUCAGAGGACCUGGCAAACGAGAUUGCCACCUUCAUCACCAGGAUUAGCCACUUGUUUGCCCUCGAUGAGCCUGUGUGUGUGCUGACGGGCUACACACAUCACAUGAUCACUCUUUUGAGUGAGCGUGAGAUUUUGUUGCCAACGCUGGAUGGCAAGAGUGUUAGAAGCUUGGGAGGACCAGGCUCCAUUACUGCGGAACUGGUGGUGCAAUGCUUGAAGAGGAUGCAAACAUGGGUGCGUUUAGCAAAGAUGGUGAUCCAACAUGAGUUCCCAGAGUGGGACUUAGUCUCUGCCUUCCAGCUGUUCAAUGUCACAGGUGGCAAGAAAUUGUUGUCCACCCAAACACAGGAGACUCAUAUCAAUCGGAUUUCAAAAUUCUUCGACUUGGAUGUGAUGCAGUUUCGCACGCAGUUUUAUGAUUUGGCAGCUUUGGCCAGGGUCCAUGCUCAAAAUGCCAGCUGUGAUUCCUUCAGCGCAUGGCAGGCCAUCAUCAAGCAAGUCCUAUCCUCCAAGAAACGGAGAGAUCAACAUCCCUGUGAUGCUGUGCAAGUUGCAUUGAGUCGAUGGGCAGCCUGGAGUCCGUCUUCCAGUGGCGUUGAGCAGAGCUUUGGUCAUUUGACCCACUUUGCAACAGCGCGGCAGUCCCAUGCCUCAGAAGCUUGCGAAUGCAAUGAGGCAGUCCUCCUGCUGGAUCACUGUGAAGAUUUAGAAGAGCAGCAAAUUGCAUUGGCGAGAAAGGUGUGGGCACAGAUCUACCCCUCGCCACGUACUCACAAGAAGCCACGACUUGACAAGGGGAUAUCUCGAUCAAGCUCACCAUUGUCGCAGUCACUGAUGACUGAAACCACAUGGAUCCGGAACCGUCGUAAGGACGUGGAUGAUCACGUCAGUGCAAGGCACAGUGAUGAGAUUCUUGACGAUGAUGGCACUGACUCUUGCUGGGGGAACACCCAUGAGAAGGAGGCAAAACUUCAAGCAGAAGGAAGGUUGAAAAGAAAAGUGCAAGCCUUGCGAGAUGGAGUUUUGUUGCCAUCUGAGGCUGACCAAGAACUUGAGGACUACAUCCAGCGCAUGAAAGUGCCCCUGGCUGCCAAUCAACUCACGACGAAGGAAAAGAACAAGAACAUAUUGUAUGCAGGCCCUAAGAGACCAUCUUUCCUUGACGAGGACACUGGUGGCAGGCAUGUGAUGGCAUUUGUGUGCCAAGGUGCUGGCACUGCUGCCCAAAAGGCAAGAGACCUUGGCAUGCAAAUCGUUCACGAUCCAGGCUUGGCCAACAUCAUCCUUGCAAAGUCUUUCAAGUCAAUUCCAGAGAUUGUCCUUUUGUGCGCUGUUCUUCGUGGUUGCUACAUCAUGGACGCGGCUGCCCUUGAUGGUUGCGCUCGAUCGCUUUGUUGCAAACUUUGUCCGACCACGCAGCUCAAGCGCAAAGUUUGGGUCAGUGCUGACUUCAAGGAGGAGAACAACGCGAUUUACACCAUGUUGCGACAUGUUGUGGAUGAGUGCACCAUCAAGCCUGGGUGGCACUGGCUGGACUCUGUUGACGAGUGCUUGCAGGGCAAAGGUGUCAAGUUCAUGGCUUUAGUCACACAAGAGCAACAGCGCCAGGAGGCCAGCCUGAUUCUGAUGGAUGCGAGGAAAGAUCAAUGA